Molecule: messenger RNA, 3244 nt
Organism: Oldenlandia corymbosa var. corymbosa
Lineage: Eukaryota; Viridiplantae; Streptophyta; Magnoliopsida; Gentianales; Rubiaceae
Source: the annotation of a GenBank genome assembly
AAAACCCUUCCUUUAUUUUUGGGAUUCCUACCAAAAUUCUAAUUAACCCCUGACGUCAAAAUAAUGUGUAUCUAUUCCGCCAUGGAAUUACUCUCCAUCUUCCUUCGUUCUCUCAAUUACUCUUCCAAUUAUUAAUCUAAAAUAUUGUAAAAAGUCAAAAUCAUAAAAUCAUCUUAGACGAAAUUCUGUUGAAUUAAUAUCAGGAGAAGAUAGGCACAGCCCCUUUUUAUUUAUUUUGUUUUUCGCCUUUUUUUUUUUUGUAUUUUGGCUGCUAAAUUCUCUCGCCGAUUGAAGAAUUGAAUCUCAUCAUCAUCAUCAGAUCGAUGGUUUCUAACACAUCGCCUUCACUAGCGCCGGGGUUUCGAUUCAAACCGACCGACGAAGAGCUCGUGGUGUACUACUUGAGGAGGAAGACUCUCGGGAGACCUUUUCAUGCCGGGUUGAUUUCCGAUAUCGACAUUUACAAGGCUGAACCUUGGGACCUUCCCGGCAAGUCAAGCCACAAGAGUAGGGACUUGGAGUGGUAUUUUUUCAGCGGACUGGACAGGAAGUAUGGCAAUGGUGACCGGACCAAUCGGGCUACCGAACAAGGCUACUGGAAGACCACAGGAAAAGACAGGGAAGUGAAUCACAGGAAUAAGCUUGUAGGCAUGAAGAAGACUUUGGUUUAUCACCAUGGUAGGGCUCCUAAAGGUACGAGGACUAACUGGGUCAUGCAUGAGUACAGACUCAUUGAUGAGAGUAUGGGGAAAGCUGCAUUUUCACAGGAUGCACAUGUUGUGUGCAGAAUCUUCCAGAAAAGUGGUUCAGGGCCAAAGAAUGGGGAACAGUAUGGAGCACCCUUUGUGGAGGAAGAGUGGGAAGCAGAUGAUUUGGAAAUGUUUCCCAAGUUGGAGGUUGCUGAGGGAGUUGAUGUUGGAAAUGAUGACUAUUUAGAUGGACUUGAACUUGAGCAGAUACUUGCAUCAUCAAUCCCUGCGGAUGAUUCCCUCAUUGAUUUGGAUCAGUUUUGUGGAGAGGAUGUCAAUAGCAGCGAGGAAACUGUUGACUGUAAAAUUGAUCCUGAAAUGGUGUCCUCUGGUGUUGAGGAGUUUCUGCAGUCAGAAGACCAUAAAUUAUAUGGUUUGCCUGUGCAUUGUGACAUGAACCAAGGAAUAGUCAAGGAUUCUCCAGUUUCGACUGGUGUUAAUGAGUAUUAUGGUGUAUCAGAUCAGUCAGAAGAGCAGAAUGCAUACAACUUACCUGUUGAAUAUGGCAUGCCCCAGAAUCCUGUCAAGAAUGAAUAUAAUAUUGAACCAAUCAGUAUUCUGAGUACUGUAGCUGCAGAUGUUGGAGAUAUACCUGAUCAACCCUAUGUGGAUGCUAUGGAUAAUUUUGCGUGUGAUGGAGCCUUCCUUGAAUCUGACGACCUCAGUAAUCCUAUUUCGGAUGCUUCUUGCGGUGGCCUCCUAGAUGACUAUGACUACUGGGCAUGCCUUGAUACAAAUGACGAGGAGUUCUUUAAUUUUGAUAGUCUGGAGAUGUUUGGUGAUAAUGUUGCUCCUGUUUCUGAAGAAGCAGCCCAAAAGGUAAAUCCAGGGUUUGAUCUCCACGCUCCAACCAUGUUAUUCAAUUUUAAGCUGUGUCUUAUUCAGUUUUAUAUUUUCCAGGACUUAAAAAAUGAAACACAGGCAAUUGAUGUGGCGAGUCUACCGAUUCCUGGGGAUAAGGCUGAUGAUGCAUCUUCUUCAAAGCUACAACCAUCGAAAGAUUAUGCGCCAGGUUUGCAUUAUCCAUUUCUCAAGCAAGCCAGUCGCAUGUUGGAGAGUAUUCCUGCUCCUCCUGCAUAUGCCUCAGAGUUCCCUUCCAAGGAUGCUGCUCUUCAUUUGUAUCCUUCAUCUUCUACUACUGCACGUGUUACUGCUGGUAUGAUUCAAAUAGGGAAUAUGGAUGGCAAUGUGGACUGGCUGUCAGACAAGAGUGCUCGCUUCAAUAUUGUUCUUUCUUUCGGGGUGUCAAGGGGCGUUGACAACUCAACCACUUUGGAAUCAGUUGUUCGGAUACAUCCUGGGAAAAACACAUCAGGAGUCUUCAGCGGGUGGCUCUGCUUCAUGUUCUUCUGGGUCCUAGUCCUCUCUAUGAGCUUCAAGAUCGGGACCUAUGUUUGUGCCCAGUAGUCCCAGACACGAGUAUUAAAAUAGAGGGUUUGUGUGCUUGUUAUGUGGGUUCGCCUUGCUGAACUCUACCUUGAAGUCUAGUGGUGCUGGAAGGUGUCCAGCCAAGAUUUUAUUCCUAGAACCAUGUAUCUUUUUGGUUUGGAAAUUUAUAGGAGCCCAUUCUCUCUGUGCAGAGUCUUUGGUUUGUUAGAACUUCUUUGGAGCCUGUUACUUUUUGACAACUUUGACAUAAUAUUAAUGUUAGGCCCAUACAAUUUAACAUAUAUUCUGGGAAGAGUUGCAGGAAAUGGCUGGGGAUCCCUGGUUAUUUUUAUAUGUUGGACUCGCAUUCUUGUGCAACACUUCGUUCUUGUGCAAUAAGAUAGUUCUGCAACAAAUCGCUGCUAAAGUAUGUUAGUGCUUCGGAAUUAACCUUUUUUUUUUUUGGUUUCUUGAAAACACGUUAUAUUAUUGCCACAUGCCUGAAACAUACUGCGUACCGAAGCUCUAGCUAGCCUGUGAGCAUUUUCAGCCUAUAAACCUCUUCAAUCUUAGGAAACACGAAACUAUUGUAUCUCAAGGAUAAAUUGUCCUCAAGGAAGCUGGAUUGUAACUUUUGUGGAGUCUAAGCUCUAAAGUAGCGGCUGCUGCAUUAUCUGUUUUGCUGCACUAUCCUCUCUUAAUGUUGAUUUGUUUUACCUGUUGCUGUUCUUCUAUUUUAUCCUCAAUUCUGCCAAGGGGCACUGCUUGCUGAGGUGCUCGAGAGUCGAGACUUGAUGGGGGGAAGGCGAUUGUUGUUUUGCCAUCUACACCUCGUCUGGGCAUCCAAGUCUGCAGCAUUGUUAACUGAUCAUAAGAUUGAACAAGACGGCCCUUUGUUCUCCACUACAUGUUCCUCUGUUUUGUCACGUUUAGGUUCAAAAUGGCCCCUUUGUGCUCAAAGGGUGCCCUGAUCUCUCUCGAAUCUUUAUCUUUACCAAAUAUAUUGCGAAAGAAAUCUUGCAGCGUGUUGAGCGUGGGUCAACAGCGUGGGCCUUUUCUUUCUCGUUUAUCUUGCUGCUUCUGUAAUCUUGUCCUAUUUAACUACUUUAGAGCUUUAAAACUAGGAG